This is a messenger RNA of Centrocercus urophasianus (Greater sage-grouse), 1645 nucleotides long. Its product is annotated as alpha-N-acetylgalactosaminide alpha-2,6-sialyltransferase 2-like. Gene Ontology annotation, molecular function: sialyltransferase activity. The record is from RefSeq and is a predicted model, not a curated record. Lineage: Eukaryota; Metazoa; Chordata; Aves; Galliformes; Phasianidae. The transcript has 9 exons. Bases 219 to 1472 code for a protein of 417 amino acids.
CCGCACCGUGCCCUGAGCUGUGCUCUGUCCCAUCCGCACCGUGCUGCCUGGGGCUGGAUGCUGGCUGUCCCCGCUCCAGCUGUACUUUGUCACACGGGCACUGCGGCCACGGAGUCCCAAGGCCGACGGGAGGAGGGCAGGGGAGAAGACAGGAGCGCUUUCCACCUUGAGCCCUGCACCAAGGCUGAGGCUCCCAUCCCUCCCUGCAAGCAUCCACCAUGAGAAGACCCGCAGGAGCCCGCUGCUGCCCCCCAGCCCUGACGCUGUGCUCGGGACGCUGUGCCCGCAGCACCGGGCUGCUCCUCGCCCUGCUCGCCGUGCUGCUGCUGCUCCUGCCGCUGCCCGCACAGCGCAGCCUGUGGCUCCAGCUCUCCAGGACUCCUGUCCACCAUAGAUCCACAACCACAGCAGCCCCGCAGCAGGUGACACAGGCAGCACAGCCAUCCCCUGUCCCCAGCAUGCCACCAGACCUCGGGGACACAUAUGGGCAGGAUGAGACCUACAGCAGCUCGGGCUGUCCCAAGAGCAUCAGGAAGAGAAUUGGGGCCACCGAGUUUGGGGACACUUUCCUGCCCACCAUCCCGGUGCUGCAGUGGGCACGGCACGCACAGGAGGAUGAGUACCAGCGGCUGCGCCGAUACAGGGGGGCUCACGGCUGGAAGGACAUCCGCUGGGAUGUGCUGAAGUCAUCCCUGUCCCUCCUCAACGCCUCGAGCAGCGCUCUGCUCUUUGACACCCGCCCUCUGGCCUCAAGUUGCAUCCGCUGUGCCGUGGUGGGCAAUGGGGGCAUCCUCCACGGCUCCGGCAUGGGCCCCACCAUUGAUGCUCAUGACUACGUGUUCAGGGUGAACGGGGCCAUCACGGAGGGCUUUGAGCACGAUGUUGGCAGCAGGACGUCCUUCUACGUCUUCUCCACCAACACCAUGGUGAACGCGCUGCACAGCUACGCCGCCGAUGGCUUCCGGCAUCCACCCCAAACACCGGAAACUUGCUACGUCUUCCUCCCAGACCAUGACCGUGAUUACCUGCUGCUGCGGGCGGCCCUGAGCCAGCAGCGUGUGGACAGCGGUCGGGAUGAGGGGGUCCGCCCCCAGGAAUUCUUCGGGGAGGACCUGCAGGUGGGGAAAUUUAGGAUGCUGCACCCGGAUUUCAUCCGCUACCUCAGGAACCGGCUCCCGUUCACUCCCUGCAGAUUCCUCCGUUCCCACAUCCUGGCCACCCCACUCUGGCAGCUGUACCGGCCCUCCACCGGCGCCGUGAUGCUGCUGACCGCCAUCCACACCUGUGACCAGGUUAGUGCCUUUGGGUUCAUGACACCGGGCUACCGGGCGUACUCAGAUCACUACUUCGACCGUGGGCACAAGGAGGUGCAGUUCUUCAUCAACCAUGACCUGAGGAUGGAGAUGCAGCUGUGGCAGCGACUGCAGAGCAGCGGGAUCCUGUGGCUCUACACCGGCUCAGAGGGGACGUGAUGCUGUCGGGGGGCUGGGUGUGCUGCUGGGACCUGUGAGUGAGGAGCUGAGACUCGAGCAGAGUUUGUGAUGAGUUUUGCCAGGCCCUGCACAGCUCUGCUGUGGGGUAAAAUUAAUGAAUCACGUGAAUCUGAGUGCGGGAGAAAUAGGAAUUGAACCUGUCCCUGCCUGGA